AUGCCAUGGUUUGGAGAAGCUUCACCAGAGGCUAAGGCAGCGAAGCAUCUUCAUGACUUUUUUACUUACGUUGCAGUGAGGAUAGUGUCUGCUCAGCUAGAGAGUUAUAACCCUGAAGCGUAUAUGGAGCUAAGAGAGUUUUUAGAUACAAACUCUGUAAGUGACGGCGAUAAAUUUUGCGCUGCCCUCAUGCGUCGCUCUUCACGUCACAUGAACUUAGACGGAAUCUCUUUGCCGCCUUUUCCAAACAUUCUUUUCGUGCAGUGA
This is a messenger RNA of Thlaspi arvense, 267 nucleotides long. Lineage: Eukaryota; Viridiplantae; Streptophyta; Magnoliopsida; Brassicales; Brassicaceae. The record is from the annotation of a GenBank genome assembly.